Molecule: messenger RNA, 955 nt
Organism: Tachysurus vachellii
Lineage: Eukaryota; Metazoa; Chordata; Actinopteri; Siluriformes; Bagridae
Gene: timm29
Product: translocase of inner mitochondrial membrane 29
Exons: 2
Coding region: 60-752 (230 amino acids)
Biological process (GO): protein insertion into mitochondrial inner membrane
Cellular component (GO): TIM22 mitochondrial import inner membrane insertion complex
Source: RefSeq, a predicted model, not a curated record
GUCCAGCAGAUGGCAAUUUGGCCGUUAUCGCGCAUGCGCGCUGUGGUUCACACGCUAACAUGGCUGCCUUGGGGAGAUGGUGCUCUACUGUAGCUGCUGCCACCAGCAAGGGUACAAGAUGGGAGAGACUGAGAAACAGUCGUGCAGGUUUGUGGUGCCACAGCCUUCUCGGUGACUAUAAGGAAGCGUGCCGUGAGAUAUUUGUUGGUGCAUUUGAAAGGCCUUUCAAAGCCAGUUUUUAUGUGGCUUUGCUUGGAGGUACCUAUGCCUGUUACUACACCAAUCCAGACAGCACAUCUUUUCAGUCUAGAAUACUAGAGACCUCCAACCAGCUUGCCCUCCUCUCUCCGUGGAUUCGUAGUGGCACGUCGGAUGGGCAUGUGCAGAGCUUGGCCAAGCUGCGCAACGAGGGCCGUUUGCGAUACAUCAGCCUGGGCAUUGUGUCGUUGACCUACAUGGCAGACUAUGACCCUGAGCCCAGCCUGUACGAGGCACGAUGUUCUGCACUUUCUGUGCCCUGGUCACAGUUGCGUGAACGUGUGUUGGACAUAGGUUUUGCGGGGCGCUGGUGGAUAUUGGAAAAUAAAAUGGAGAACUAUGAUAUAAAUGAGGAGGAGUUCAAGCAUCUCUCACCUGCCCUUCUGGCCACAGCACCCCCUACACCACAGGAGACAGAGAGAAAUGAGAGACUGCACCAGGAGUCCUGGAAGGCUCUGUUGAUGGAGGGAGAAGAAGAGAUGGACAGUAUGUAGAAAAGUGAGGAGGUAACAGGAAAAGGAAAUGUGAGCAAUACAAAACAGGACAUUUAAUAUGGUUUAUGUGUUUAUGCUAAUUUAGACCUGUCAUGUAUGAAUUUGUGUUUAUCAGCCUGGACAGACAUUACCAAACUCUUAUAUUUAUUAUAAUCCUCAAGCAGAAAUUGCCUUCUGAGAAAAUGAAACUUAUUGACACCUUG